Messenger RNA from Paraglomus brasilianum, 1824 nucleotides. Lineage: Eukaryota; Fungi; Glomeromycota; Glomeromycetes; Paraglomerales; Paraglomeraceae. The record is from the annotation of a GenBank genome assembly.
AUGCCUCCAUCGAAAGUCCAAUCAGAAAAACAAACAUUCUUAAAGGAAUAUGGCGAUAGAUAUGGUUACAAUGGAAGAAUUGACCAGAUUAGAGAAGAGGAGUAUCCGCAAUUAAAAAAUGGUUUCUAUCUAGAUCAUGCAGGAACGACAACAUAUCCUCAAAGCACUCUUGUAAACCUUAAAGCUGAUCUCACCGAUAACCUCUAUGGCAACCCACACAGCAAGUCGCCAAGCUCCAUGCUGGCAACAAAAAAGGUCGAAGCAGUUCGCAAUCAAAUUCUCAACUACUUUGAUUGCACUCCCGGAGAUUAUCAAGUAGUGUUCACUCAAAAUGCGACUGCUGCAAUAAAACUGGUGGGAGAAAUCUUUCCAUGGCAGAGCGAAAGAAGCUGGUUUAAAUAUUUGAGAGAAAAUCAUACGAGCAUUAUUGGUUUGAGAGCACUUGCUAAGGAAGGUGGAGCUGAUAUCAGCGUGCUUUCCGAAGCAGAAGUCGAGUCCUUUAUUGGGACUCAUCGUCAGCUUAAAGAGCAAGAUGAUGGCGAGGUUAUCUAUAAUCUUUUUGCGUAUCCUGGUCAAUGUAACUUUUCAGGAAUGAAGUUCCCGAUAAACUGGGCACAACGCAUAAAAGAAAAUCAUAGUACAGAGACGUCAAAAGUAUUGGUUUUGUUAGACGCUGCAUCAUAUGUCACUUCAUCGCAGCUGUCUUUAAGAGAUACCAAAUCGUCACCUGAUUUCGUAAAUUUAAGCUUUUACAAAUUGUUUGGAUAUCCAACUGGGCUUGGUGCUUUACUGGUAAAGACUGAACUUACGCCGAUUUUGAAAAAGCGGUAUUUCGGAGGUGGGACAAUUUCGGGACUUCUCUACGAUGCAGAUUAUGCUCAAUUUUGGCCAUCUCUCUCAGAAACUUAUGAAGAUGGAACCAUAAACUUUUUAAAUAUUAUCGCACUUUCUCAUGCGUUUGCUGCAUUCCACAAACUUUAUAAUUCGAUCAAUUACGUCAACAUGCACACAUCCACGCUUAUAUCCUAUCUUUAUUCGCAGCUGUCUGUGAUGAAGCAUUAUAACGGAGCGCCCAUUUGCGAAAUAUUUAGUUCUAGAGAUUUUCACAAUCCGAAAAUGCAAGGACCAAUCUUGAAUUUUAACUUUAAGAAGCCUGAUGGGUCAUGGGUAGGAUACGCAGAAGUAGAAAAGUUAGCAUGCGGCGAUAAUAUACACUUGAGAGUGGGAGGUUUUUGCAAUCCUGGUAGCGUUACCAAGUGGUUUAAUAUUACUCAGGACGAGAUGAUGAUGGCUUUCAAGUCAGGGAAAGUGUGUGGGGAUGAUCGAGAUAUUAUCAACAAGAAACCUACUGGAUCAAUCCGUGUCUCCUUAGGAGCAAUGACAACGAUUGAUGAUGUGUUAGCUUUCAUUAAUUUUGCAAAGGAACAUUUUAUUGAAGUAAAUCCACCUGUCAAUAUCGAGAAGCGCAAGUCAGGGUCGUUUGUUCGUCAAUCGUGGAAAGGAUUUACGGCUAAUCCCCAGUUCCAAAUUGUUCAACAAAUGUCAAUGUAUGGUCAAGAUUGGGUAUUGAUUGACGCAUCGUCAGGAACUACCUUGAAUCAAAGGCGCUUAAAAGGACAGAUUGAGUCUUCAGACAAAAGUCAAGAAAUGGCGAAAUUUUCGUCUUCGUCAGAAUUUUCGAAACUUUCGUCUUCGUCAGAAUCAUCCAAUCAUGGGGCUCUCGAACAAUAUGCCAAAGGAGUAACUUCUAGUAGAAAAUUAAAGACUCCGGUGGUGACAAAAAUUUGUUACUAUGGCAGCACCGAAAGCUUACCAGACUCUUAA